This is a messenger RNA of Carcharodon carcharias (great white shark), 963 nucleotides long. Its product is annotated as paired box protein Pax-7-like. The coding region runs from base 1 to 963 and encodes 320 amino acids. Gene Ontology annotation, molecular function: DNA-binding transcription factor activity, RNA polymerase II-specific; RNA polymerase II cis-regulatory region sequence-specific DNA binding. The record is from RefSeq and is a predicted model, not a curated record. NCBI's taxonomy places the organism in Eukaryota, Metazoa, Chordata, Chondrichthyes, Lamniformes, Lamnidae. Gene Ontology annotation, biological process: anatomical structure development; regulation of transcription by RNA polymerase II. The transcript has 6 exons.
AUGCUUCCAAGUUUCAUAUCAUCUACAAAUGGCAAUCGCUUGGACGACGGCACCUCGGACGUAGAAUCUGAGCCAGACCUCCCGCUCAAACGUAAACAGCGUCGCAGCCGCACCACCUUCACGGCAGAACAGCUGGAGGAGCUGGAGAAGGCCUUUGAGAGGACCCAUUACCCUGACAUCUACACCAGAGAAGAGCUAGCUCAGAGGACCAAACUCACAGAGGCACGAGUCCAGGUUUGGUUCAGUAAUCGCCGUGCCCGAUGGCGUAAGCAGGCUGGAGCCAAUCAGCUGGCAGCUUUCAACCACCUGUUACCAGGCGGCUUCCCACCUACUGGAAUGCCAACGUUACCCCCAUACCAGCUGCCUGAGUCAUCGUACCCAACAACUACCCUCUCCCAAGAUGGAGGGAGCACUGUCCACAGACCACAGCCUCUCCCGCCCUCAUCUAUGCACCAGAGCGGUCUGGCAGCUGCAGCAGAGAGUGGCUCCUAUGGCCUAACAUCCAAUCGACACACUUUCUCCAGCUACCCCGACAGCUUCAUGAAUGCAACAGGACCCAACAAUCCCAUGAACCAGGUCAGCAAUGGACUCUCUCCACAGGUGAUGAGUAUCCUGAGUAACCCGGGAGCAGUCCCACCUCAGCCACAACAUGACUUCUCCAUCUCCCCACUGCACGGGAGCCUGGAUACCUCCAACCCUCUGUCAGCCAGCUGCAGCCAGCGCUCCGACUCCAUCAAGGGCGUGGAGAGCCUGCCCAGCUCACAAUCCUACUGCACUCCCGCCUACAGCACAUCUGGAUACAGCAUGGACCCUGUGCCCGGCUAUCAGUACGCCCAGUACGGACAGAGUGCAGUUGACUACCUGACCAAGAACGUGAGCCUGUCCACACAGAGGAGGAUGAAGUUAAGCGAGCACUCUGCUGUCCUGGGCUUGCUGCAGGUCGAGACAGGACAGGCUUAUUGA